AAAAGAGGCGAGGUAGCGGGUAAAGCCGAGAAGCGAGUUGAGCAACCCGGGAAGGAGAGAAGGAAUGAGAAAAGGCAGGCAGUACGCUUUUUGGCGCUCACGAUUUAGCUGCCAUCAUGACCUCUAGGAAAUGCCCUGGGCGCAGGAGGAAAAACACAGAAUUUAUCGCAAAGAGAAUCACAACAAGAGAAGAGCUUGCAUUAAGAGGUCCAUUGAUUGAAAGUGACAGAACUUCAAAAACUGAAGACAGAUUUAGGCGCAAAGACAAAAUAAUCCAGGAAUUGCUCUUAGAGAUUGAACAUCUAAAAACAGAAAAUCUUGAUUUGGAGAAGCAUGUUAGGAAAAUACUUAACAGUAAAGAUAAAGUAACAACCCAAGUGGACAGUUUGACCAGUGAGAAUGAAUAUCUUUGUAAAGAACUUGCUCAUGUAGAUAAGAUAGCUGAACAACUGGAAAAAGAAAGAGAGUUUGUACUUGAUAGUGCUGGCCAGGAACUUUCAGAAGCCAAGUCUCAGAUUAAAUUCCAACAAAAUACUAUUAAAAAAUUGGAACAUACGGUCAGCAUUCUUAAAUCUGCGACCCUGGAUGUUGAAAAGUCAGACGGAAAGCUCAACAGUUUUGUAAAAACAGUAGAAGAAGAGAAAGAUUAUUAUAAAUCUGAAGUAGAAAAAUUGAAGAAGAUGUAUCGAAGUUCAAGUCCUAAACGCAGCCCGUCUUGUUCGAUUACAAAAAUUUCCUCCCCAAUUCAGGGAAAGCAGAGUGAUAAAGAAUGUCUACAAAUUUUGAUAGAACGUGAUGAAUUUAAGACAAUGCUGGAAAAAUAUCAACGUCAUAUAACAGAACUCCAGGGCAAUAUUAAAGUUCUCAUGGCAGAAAGAGACAAAGCUGUUUGUCUUUAUGAUCAGGCACAGGAAGAAGUAAAUCAACAAAGAAAAGAACUUAUGAAAAUCCCCAAAGCUUCUACAACUGCAGUGACUGUUCAGGCUGUCUUGAGACGUGUGGAAACAGAAAGGGAUGCAGCCAUUUCUGAUUUUCGAAGAAUGGCCGCUGAACGUGAUAGCUUGAGAGAGAGGUUAAAGAUUGCUCAAGACACUGCAUUGAAUGAAAAGGCUCACCUGGAACAUAGAAUUGAGGAACUGGAAUUAAAUAUUCAAAGCCUUGACAAUGAACGAUUAGAACAACUAUCGAAAAUAGAACUGUUGAAGGAUGCUAUUGAGUCUAUAGAAAGGGAGAUGAAAAUAUUGGGAAGAAGGGCAUCAGAUUCUGAAAAUGAACUUGGCAGACAGAAAGCAGCUAACACUUCACUAAGCAUACUGAAUGAAAAGAUAGAACAUAACUUUACAGAGGCAGAACGACAACUUUCAAAGAAAAAACAUGAAUUACAACUUACUCAAGAGAAAAAUAUGUGUUUGGAGGGAAAAAUUGAACAACUUUCAAAAGAAAGCCUGGAGCAACAAGGACAUAUUUGUACUCUUAAAGAUACAAUAAAUGAGAUGGAGGCAGAAAAGGAUUCUUUACAAGAUCUUCUGGAAGAUAAAAGAGAAAAAAUUCUUACAUUAGAAGAAAGUUUGGCCAUUCAAGAGAAGACAAUUUCAGAUCUGAAAGGUAUUCUUUCUGGCAUGGAACAUUCAUCAAAGCAUUCUACUGAAGCAUUAUGCAAGUAUGAACAAGAUAUUGGCAGACUACACCAAUUGUUAGAUGAUGCUAAUACUGAACUUAAUCAGACUUGCAGAGAGAAAGAUAUGUUAACUAGGGAACAUUCAAAACUAAAGGAACAACUUUGUGCCUUUAAGCAAGAAAAUCAGCUUCUAUUUGAGAAACUCAGUAAAAGUCAGAAUGAUUUUGAUGACAUGAAGUUGAAAAUUGAAGAUUUUCAAAGAUUGAAGUCCUUACUGAACUCCAAAGAGAAAGAUAAUGAAGAUCUUAUGGAAAACUUUCACAUGAUCCGUGAACAGGCAGACAGAUGGGAAUCAAAGUUGCAUCAAAUGGAAAAAGAUUAUAACUGCAUCCAGAUGGAACUUCUCAGUGCAGAAUCUGAGAACCAUAGACUGAAAGAGCAAGCAGAAUCGCAUGAAAUAGCAAUUGGACAACAUUUAGCAUCUGAAAAAGCCUAUAAGUCACAGAUUUCUACUUUAGUUUCAGAAUGAAUGGGAAUCAUCUCACUCAGAAAUAGAAUUUCUGAGAAAGCAACUCAACAAUGAAAGAAG
Molecule: messenger RNA, 2207 nt
Organism: Thamnophis sirtalis
Lineage: Eukaryota; Metazoa; Chordata; Lepidosauria; Squamata; Natricidae
Source: RefSeq, a predicted model, not a curated record